Molecule: messenger RNA, 1396 nt
Organism: Xenia sp. Carnegie-2017
Lineage: Eukaryota; Metazoa; Cnidaria; Anthozoa; Malacalcyonacea; Xeniidae
Exons: 5
Coding region: 216-1109 (297 amino acids)
Source: RefSeq, a predicted model, not a curated record
UGUACUCGGCUGCACAUACAAGAACAGCUGAAGACUGUCAAAAAAUAGCAAACCAAAGAAAAUCGAAAUUAUUGUGAGAAAUCGUUCGCUCGCUCAUAUUGGAAAAAGAAAAGCAAUGGGUGAGUCAAAACUACAGUUGUUGUAAAAUUAUCGGCAGUUUAUAUAUUGGUAUCUUUAACAAUUUCAAAUAUACAUGUAUAAUAUGUGUAGUGUUCAUGAGCAAGAUUGUGCAUAGUGAAACAGAGAACAAGGCUACUAUCGAAAAAACAGUCCUGAAGCAAGAAGUUGUCUCAAUUUAUAAUGAAAACUUCACUGACAUUCCCAAGGACAGGGAGCCAUAUUAUGUUAAAGUUCAACGAUGUAUCAUCAAAAAAGAAAAAAAUCCUACAUGUUCAUUAUGUUGGCCCCAACCUAUGACUUGGACAGAAGUCGAGAUUGUCGUUCCUGAUUUAAAAAACUACACAAAAUUUUAUAAAUAUGUUGUAUAUAAUCACACUUCUUGUUACAUGAGUACAAACUCAACAGCCUUGAACUUCGAUCAACACAAGAAUCUAUCUUCAAACGAAAUUAACGAAACAGAAUUUACAACAAAAGUAAAAUACAAUCCACCAAACGUGAGAACAUGUAAUGACUAUUGCAAGCAUCCACAACCUCGUUUUCAUCUGCACAGUGAAUAUACAAAGGUUCUUUUAAAUUAUCUCUUUAUCCCAUUCACUCAUUGCUUGCCUGGUUGCAAAGCAACAGAGAAAAUGAAGAUUGUCAAAACAGUAACAUUAGAUGGUUCAACCCCAUAUGAAAUUGUCAGGAAUCACUCAUCGUGCAAUUUUUGGAAUACAAAAGUCCAUAAAAGUCCACUUUCCAAUAACAGAAGCAGUGAUCCAGAAAGUCGACCCCGGGUGCUAAAUAAAGGAUUAUUUGUUUACAUUACAUCACCUAAAAUGAUGCUAGUUGCCUUCAUUCUCUCGACUGUCCUUAUCUCAAUACUCAUUCUGGACUGUAAUCUGUGUCAUCGUAAGAAAGGAAUAAUGUAUUCGAUAAAAAGUUGUGGAAAGAAUGAAGAGUGUGAAGACUGCGUAAGAAGACAGCAAACUAUGAUAGAAAUGGUUUAAGAAUCAGUAGUUUUUGGAUCAUACUUCUGCUUGGAACAAGACAGGAAUAAAUGAAGCACAAUCAAACGGUUAUUAGAAAACAUGUAUAAAGAAAAAACAUUUAGAAGUUAUGCUACGUUCGCACGAAUAUCUUGUUAAUGAAGAUAUUUAUCGAAUGAGUUUACUUUAAAUUUCUGUUACAGUGAUAUAAAACACAAAUUAUAAAUAUGAAGAUUCAGAGCAAUAUAGCUUGUGUACACCUGGAUGAACGGGAUUUGAAAGAAAAUAAACUAAACACCUUUCAUGGA